CUGGGCCUGCUGUGGCGGCCUCACUUAGACUUCGAGCCGAUGCUGCAGAGUAGGUUGGCGCUCGCCGAGGCGGCGUGUACGUCGGUGGUUGGGCUCAUCGUACUUGGGCAGUUCCCCCUGUCCGUUGCCCUAGAGGCCUUCCACGCCAAGGUGGACAGCACGUUGUGCUUCUCGCGCUGGCUGUGGUGCAUUGCUCCUGGUGCUCUCCACGCGCUUGACGAGGCCUACGAGAGGUGGGCAGAGGCCUUCCUGGGGGGCGCGUCGUGGAGGAACUCUGGUGUGGCAGCGCUGGAGAUGGGGCUGUCCCUCGGUGGCGGCGCACAAGCCGUCCUGGAUCUGUGUCGCAGGCGGGCCCGGCUCCACCUCCUGCCGGAAAACGAUUUCUAUCGGUGCGCAUUCUUGCGCGGCGCGGCGGGCGGUGCUCAGUGUUGGGCAGUGCGGAGCAGCGAUUUACUCCGGGUGUACGGGGUGCCCGACUGGCCGCAGUGGGCAGUUCCAGGUGCCCAGCUGGACGAUUACAUUGCCCAAUGCAAAUCCGUGCUGGCCGCGCGCUGCCGCGCGGAAUGGGCCUCUGCUGCCGUGCGCCACGUGGACCCG
Molecule: messenger RNA, 597 nt
Organism: Prorocentrum cordatum
Lineage: Eukaryota; Dinophyceae; Prorocentrales; Prorocentraceae
Source: the annotation of a GenBank genome assembly